GGAUCGUUGAGGCAAAUCUUCGCAGAGAGGAGCAAAGAGAGGCUCCUAUCAAGGAGGGACUUCCCUGACCUGAGGCUAAACGCCAACAACAACGGCGUUCCCAACGCGCUUUCGGAGCGCGUGAACAAGUUCCGCGACGGCGUGGGCGAGUUUUUCGGCGAGCUUCGAGAGAUGGCACGCUCGGAUCCGCGAAAAGUGGUGUUCGCAAUAAAAGCGGGGCUUUCUUUAGCUCUGGUUUCGUUGUUCAUUUACAUUAAAGAAGAACAGUUGAAAAAGUACUCCAUCUGGGCCAUACUCACCGUCGUUGUCGUUUUCGAAUUCAGCGUAGGUGCGACUCUGAACAAAGGGUUCAAUCGAUCUUUGGGAACUAUUUCCGCUGGAGGGCUUGCUCUGGGUAUUGCUGAGUUGUCCGUUUUAGCUGGAAAGUUUGAGGAACUCAUCAUCGUACUAUGCAUAUUUAUUGCAGGAUUUUGUGCAAGCUAUGUGAAACUGCUGCCUGCAAUGAAGACAUAUGAAUACGGCUUUCGUGUGUUUUUGUUGACAUUUUGUAUUGUAUUGGUAUCUGGAAGAACUAGCAGGGAGUUUUUCACAACAGCAUUUUACAGAUUAAUUCUUAUUGCUGUUGGAGCUGGCAUAUGUUUGUUUGUAAAUAUUUUCAUAUACCCAAUCUGGUCAGGGGAGGAUCUGCAUAAAUUGGUGGUGAAAAAUUUCAAUGGAGUUGCUGCAUCAUUAGAAGGCUGUGUUAGUGGGUACCUGCAGUGUGUUGCAUAUGAGAGGGUCCCUUCAAAAAUUCUUGUUUAUCAAGCCUCGGACGAUCCACUUUACCGUGGCUAUAGAGCAGCAGUGCAGUCGUCAAGCCAAGAGGAAUCUUUGGUAGAUUUUGCAUUAUGGGAGCCACCUCAUGGUCCAUACAAGACAUUCAAUUAUCCUUGGAGAAGCUAUGUUAAACUCAGUGGAGCUUUGAGGCAUUGUGCUUUCAUGGUCAUGGCAAUGCAUGGAUGCAUACUUUCAGAAAUACAGGCACCCCCAGAAAAGAGGCUGGUUUUCAGUAAUGAGCUUCAGAAGGUAGGUACUGAAGGAGCCAAAGUAUUGCGUCAACUUGGAAGCAAAGUGGAAAAGAUGGAAAAGCUAAGCAAUAUAGACAUACUCUUGAAAGUGCAUGAUGCUGCUGAGCAAUUGCAGAUGAAGAUUGACCAACAAUCAUUUUUAUUGGUCAAUUCAGAGAGCUGGCAAGCUUCAAGAAAGCCUAAAGAAAUUGAAAAUCCUGACAAUUUGAUUGAUGUUAAAGACAGUGAAAGCAAGCAGUCAAUCAUCUCUUCCCUCAGUGAAAAUGGGGAUGAUUCAAGACUUAACAUAAGCUUAGAGCCUUCAGUGGCUGAAUUGAGCUUUUCACAAAACAUGAUGUGCAAAAGAAUAUCAUGGCCACGUCUCUCAUUUUUGGGAGAUAACUUGGUAAUUGAACAAGAUUCCAAAGUAUAUGAGAGUGCAAGCUCCUUGUCUUUGGCAACAUUUGCUUCUCUUUUAAUAGAGUUUGUUGCAAGGCUUCUAAAUCUUGUGGAUGAAUUCCAAGAUCUCAGUGAGAAGGCCAAUUUCAAAGACCCGUUUGACCAACAAGUGCAAGUGUUGAAGUAGGUGACAGUGACACUGGAGUUUGGUCCAUAUUUU
Molecule: messenger RNA, 1665 nt
Organism: Abrus precatorius (Indian licorice)
Lineage: Eukaryota; Viridiplantae; Streptophyta; Magnoliopsida; Fabales; Fabaceae
Product: aluminum-activated malate transporter 4-like
Exons: 6
Coding region: 172-1632 (486 amino acids)
Biological process (GO): malate transport
Cellular component (GO): plant-type vacuole membrane
Source: RefSeq, a predicted model, not a curated record